GAAACGAUCAUUUUCACGUACAGUUAAUAACAAGAGUCCUUUCUAUCACCAGGCUGGCAAGAUAGUAGAUCAUUUGACCGAGAUGCUAGAUCCUGCAUGCAGAUAAACCAGCCUCAACAAAGACGCAGGUACCAUGAAUGUAGCAAACAAACAGCAUGGCUUUCGUUGUAAGUUUAGCACAGAAGUAGCUGAACUAGAGCCAAAGGGGUUAUUCAUGUUGCGGCAUAUAUCCUCUCGUAAGUAAUCCCUGAAAAGUGAUGACUAAGCACCUGCUUGGUGCUUUGGUGUCUCACAAAACCUGGGAAAUAACCCCGGAGGUAACUCUCCAGCCUCAUUACCAUCCAACGACCAAGAUGUAAACAGCCUGUCCGCUCCGUGAGAUGGUGACUUGGAGUGACAUUUAGUUUGACGUAAGGCACUGAAGAACUGGAAAAGUACUGCGCUUCUGAAUAUGCAGUACAUUUUAAGAUUGCCGGAGACUCCUGAAGAACCUCAGGGUAUCAGCAGUUGUUUUAGACGAGCAGGAGAGUAUUUUCUAGAUAUCAUCACAAGAACACAUUUGAGGAAAUGGAGAAUGAAGAUGGCUAUAUGAUGCUGAAGAAUCACUUCAAAUCCAGAAAAAGAUCUAAAGAUGUCCCUCUGUAUCUACAAUAUCACUGUCUUUUGCUAGUAUUUGGAUGCAUUGGGAUCCUCAUUUUCAUCACGGCAGUGAUUGGCCUGAACUUUUGGUUUAAAAAAAUGGACUUCUCUCAGAAAGAAAAUAUCACCAGCCUAGCAGGAAAUAAUUUUGUGUGCCCAGAAGACUGGCUAUGGAACCAAGGAAAAUGUUACAGGUUUUCAACUUUUUCUAAAACUUGGAAUGAGAGUCAACGUGAUUGUGCAAAGCUCCAGGCACAUUUGCCAGUGAUUCAAAAUUCAAAAGAGCUGGAGUUCAUACAGAAGAGUUUAAAAUUGGGCCAUCCUGGCUGGAUUGGAUUAUAUAUGAUAUCUCCAGGAAAACAAUGGAUGUGGAUAAAUGAGCACCUUUUUGUGGAACAAAAACAUUUUACCAUGAUUGGAUCGAUGGAUAACAUGAACUGUGCUGUCAUAACAAGAAGUCAAGUGUAUUCUGAAGACUGUGACUCCAAAUUUAAUGGCAUUUGCCAGAGAGAUGCUGUCUGAACAACAAAAGCAGAUCUGUGCAUUUAAAGAAUCAGAAGAAAUAUGUGUGGAUGUUAACAGUGCCAAUUUUUUCCAUUAGUGGAAUAUAAUUUUUUUAGUACAAAUAAAGUUUUUUCAAGUAUUCCUAACCAGAUAUAAUACUUCAAAGGCAGAAAAUACAAUAACUUACUUUUAAACUACAAAACAUAACCUACUUUUAAACUACAAAACAUAACUUACUUUUAAACUACAAAACAUAACCUACUUUUAAACUACAAAACAUUACUUACUUUUAAACUACAAAACAUUAUUCCCUAUUGCUUCAGUGUCUAAAAAAAUCAUUAAUCUUCCAGUCCUGCCUAUUCCUUAUGUGUGUUGUGUUCCUUGAGUUCUAGCUCUUUAUGUGCAUUUGGUGAAAUAAUAGAUGAGGUACAGAGAUAUAGUUACACAAUUUUUUUCCUUCUUGGUAGGCUUUUUCCCUUAGUUAAUUGUUUUCAAUUUUUAUUAAAAAAAAUCAAACCUUCAACUGGUUAAAAAAAAUGUACUCAGACGUUGUAAGCAUGAACUGUCUAUUUGAAGUAAUAUACAAUCUUGUAUUUAAUGUGAUUCCACAAUUCAUUCCCUUUUAAUCAAGUUUAUAUUUAAAUAUUAUUAUAUUUGAGAACAGUCACACUUCCUUAGUUUUCUAACUACAAUUCUAUUCAAAGUAAAGUUUCUUAUUUUCCUCUCAUUUAUUUAAAACUCUCUCAAAUUUCAAAAUAAAUGAAACACUAUGUCAGUGAGGUAGUAAUUUAACUCCAUCAAAAAUUCCAUUUGUAGUUCAUGCUAAGCCACCAGGAAUUUAUAUCCUAGUAUGUGUGAAUCAAAGGAAAACAAGGGAUGGAUUAUUCUAAGCAAUUAAAAUUAAUUUGUGACCAUGAACCAACAAUGAAAGUAAAACUUAUGAGUCAAGUGAAACCUGAACUGAAACUGAGCCAAAAGUUAAUACAUCAAACUGUAAUAUACAAUGGUGUUUAAAAUUCAUAGUUCCCAGUUUUCUUGGUGACAACAUGCUGAACAGACAAUAUAUGCCCAUGCUUGAUUGCAUGCUGAUAUUUGCCAAGUAUUUGCCCAUAUAUAGUACUGGCAAAAACAUUUAUGGGUGGGGUUCACAAGUCUCCUUUUUCAUUUAUCAGAAAGUUCCAUCUGCAGUAAUUUAGGAAGCAAGCCUCCACUAAAGAUACGGGAGAAGGACUUGUUUGUGUGCUUCUGUGUGUUUACCCUGUAGGCUAGAUAAUCCCUUUUUCUUUAGUUUCUCUGUCUACUAAAUGUCUCUCUAUUCACUUACACUCACAUUUCCUUCUGCAGUCAGAGCUUACAGUUACGUGGGGAAGAAAUGAAACUUAAGCUAACAUAACAAGGGCCGAUUUGAUAUAAUUUCCCCACACCGUGAAGAUUUUCAAUUUUGUGACACAUCCAAGGAGGCUUCGUAAGCCUUAUCUCCUUGUCCUCACAUGGGGAAUUGAAUUUUUUUCCAAUAAUCUAUUGUUUUAAUCACAUUUAGUGUUAUUAUUCCAGUUUAUAGUCUACAAUCUAAGCUUUGUAACUUUAAUAUAUAAUUCUGAUCAUUUAUCUGUGGCUAUUACUUAGUUAGAGUUUCUCCUGGUGGUUUUUCCCUUAUUUUUAAGAUAUUGUUGAAAUACAUGACUGUUCAUAGGUGAUUCUUUUGUAACAUUUCUUUAAACCAAAGUGACUGGGGUUAGUAUUUUGUCAUAUUUACCCAUAUAAAGCACAUAUAUAUAUUUCUCUAAAUUUUCAGCUGUAGGUGUUGGCUGGCCUAUCAAUAUAGAUACCUUUAAAUUGACCAUAACCAUCCUUGCGGUAAAGGCCAUCUCAUUUGUUCACUGCUAACAGAAGUUUCCUGACCUGAGCUCAUAGUGAGCAGUUGUGUCUUUUUUUUUUUU
Camelus dromedarius (Arabian camel) is the source of this 3083-nucleotide messenger RNA. RefSeq names its product killer cell lectin like receptor F2 (gene KLRF2). The record is from RefSeq and is a predicted model, not a curated record. NCBI's taxonomy places the organism in Eukaryota, Metazoa, Chordata, Mammalia, Artiodactyla, Camelidae. The transcript is spliced from 8 exons. The coding region runs from base 568 to 1161 and encodes 197 amino acids.